Daucus carota subsp. sativus is the source of this 2263-nucleotide messenger RNA. RefSeq names its product ABC transporter G family member 14. The record is from RefSeq and is a predicted model, not a curated record. NCBI's taxonomy places the organism in Eukaryota, Viridiplantae, Streptophyta, Magnoliopsida, Apiales, Apiaceae. Gene Ontology annotation, cellular component: plasma membrane. Gene Ontology annotation, biological process: transmembrane transport. The transcript is spliced from 5 exons. Gene Ontology annotation, molecular function: ATP binding; ABC-type transporter activity; ATP hydrolysis activity. The coding region runs from base 112 to 2037 and encodes 641 amino acids.
AAAUUUACAUGUUGCUUAGUUCACUUUGAGCAACCAAGUCUUCUCCUCCUUCCUUUUCUUAGUAUCGACAUCGUUUUAUCUGAAUAGCAUCUACACCAGUUCCAUCAGGUCAUGUCUCUCCAAUGUUCUGGGGAAAAACCUGAAAACAACGCCAGUGAAGGUUCUCUGGUUCUAUCAGAGCCUCAUGACGCGAAAAAUCUUGAUGGCCCAGGACAAGUUAAUUCACAGUCCUAUCUACAAGUGGCCGUAUACCCUAUAACUUUGAAGUUUGAGGAAGUAGUGUACAGAGUCAGCUAUCAACAGAAGGACAAGACAAUACUAAAUGGCGUAACAGGAAUGGUUGGUCCCGGGGAAAUACUAGCUAUGUUAGGUCCAUCAGGAAGCGGAAAAACUACUCUGCUUACAGCACUUGGAGGCCGCCUUGCAGGGAAACUAUCAGGCAAGAUCACAUACAACAGCAAACUGUUUUCAGGAUCAAUCAAGCGUCAGACAGGGUUCGUAGCACAAGACGACGUAUUGUACCCUCAUCUCACAGUGACUGAAACUCUCCUCUUCACUGCCCUACUUAGACUUCCAAAAACCCAAACUCAUGAAGAUAAAAUCCAUCAUGUUGAAUGUGUUAUUAGUGAGUUGGGGCUGACUAAAUGCAAGAACAGCAUGAUAGGUGGUCCGCUAUUUAGAGGCAUAUCAGGAGGGGAGAAGAAGAGAGUGAGCAUAGGACAAGAGAUGCUAAUUAACCCGAGCUUAUUGUUGUUAGAUGAGCCUACCUCAGGUCUGGAUUCAACCACAGCUCAGAGAAUACUGAACACCCUUAAACGACUAGCUUGUGGAGGUCGAACUAUUGUCACCACAAUUCACCAGCCCUCAAGCCGACUUUACUAUAUGUUUGAUAAGGUACUUUUGCUCUCAGAGGGAUGCCCCAUCUACUAUGGCCCUGCAUCUGCUGCAUUGGAUUACUUCUCCUCCAUUGGUUUUUCUACAAAUAUCUCUACAAACCCGUCUGAUCUUCUACUUGAUCUUGCUAACGGAAUUCGGCCUGAUUUAGUACAAGCAACUGAGCAAGGUGAUACAACAGAACAAGAACGGAAGUCUGUAAGAGAAGUACUAAAGGCAAGCUAUGACACCAACAUUUUCACGCGGUUGAGAACUGAAAUAUGCAGUGCUGAUGUUACUGAUUAUAGCCACACAAAAGAUGGUUCUGCAAGAGGCCGAGGAAAUUCAGAACAAUGGUGCACAAGCUGGUGGCAUCAGUUUAAGGUGCUUCUUUUAAGGGGAUUAAGAGAGCGGAGGUAUGAUGCGUUUAACAGGCUAAGGAUCUUCCAAGUGAUAAGUGUAGCCGUACUUGGAGGACUCUUAUGGUGGAACACCCCUACGUCCCAUAUUGAAGAUCGAAUCACCUUGAUUUUUUUCUUCUCGGCCUUUUGGGGAUUCUACCCUCUUUACAGUGCUGUUUUCACAUUUCCUCAAGAAAGAAGGAUGCUUAUAAAGGAAAGAUCAUCAGGAAUGUACCGCCUCUCAUCAUACUUCUUAGCCAGGACAAUUGGAGACCUUCCGUUAGAGCUUGCACUCCCAACCGCUUUUACCUUAAUAGUCUACUGGAUGGGAGGCCUCAAACCUGAUCCCUUCACAUUCAUACUCUCCCUUCUCAUUGUUCUAUACAGUGUCCUUGUCGCCCAAAGCCUCGGACUGGCCUUUGGUGCACUACUUAUGGAUGUUAAACAAGCCACUACUUUAGCCUCAGUCACUACCCUUGUUUUUCUCAUGGCUGGUGGAUAUUAUAUUCAACAAAUCCCUCCUUUUAUAGUCUGGCUUAAGUACUUGAGCUACAGCUACUAUUGUUACAAGCUUCUUCUCGGAGUUCAGUACAACAGUGAUGAUAUCUACGAGUGCUCCAAAGGCGUCUAUUGCAGGGUUGCAGAAUUUCCUGCAGUAAAAUCAGUAGGCUUAGACCAUCUAGCCAUAGAUGUGUUUGCUAUGGCUCUGAUGUUAGUCGGUUAUCGGCUUGUUGCAUACCUAGCAUUGCAGAGAGUCAGGUAACAAUGAUUCAGGACAUCAAAUUUUGCCUAAGAGAGAAUCUAAAGAUCACCCUUUCUCUUUGAAAGAAAAAUAAUGUUACAAUUUUUGCAGCAAAAAUGCUGCAAAAUUUUGAUUGUUAUCAUCUGAGACUUGCAUGUACUUUCCUUCUACCAGUAGUUUGCUAUUAUUAGCAAGUUUAAAUCACCUCUCAAGCCACUGGUAAUAUAAAUUUGAAUGUUUAAUAUAC